AUGCUCCCCCCGCGUCUGCCUCCUCACCCCGUGCGUAACUCGGCGGCAACAUUCUCCCCCCCAUCGAGCAGGUUGAAAUGCGAGAGGAAAGAAACUGCCGUUGACGUUGUCGGCGUGAUAGCAGCUGUGGUAGACACUGCUGGAAAUGAUGAAGGUAUCGUCGCCUUCGGUGAUGUCAAAGCUGUAACUGAGGAAGUUGUAUUAGGCUUUGAUAUAAAUGAUGAC
Molecule: messenger RNA, 225 nt
Organism: Iphiclides podalirius (scarce swallowtail)
Lineage: Eukaryota; Metazoa; Arthropoda; Insecta; Lepidoptera; Papilionidae
Source: the annotation of a GenBank genome assembly